UUCGGCUUUUGUCGCGUGUCGCAAGCGCUGCUCGCGCAUCCUCAGAGCCUUAGAGCGUGUGGACAAGCUGCAAAAGCUAAUAAUAGCAUUGAGACACUUUUGACUACUGGAGCAGCGGAAAGCAGCAGAGCGACGUCAGCCAUGCCUACACAGAACAGCGCCAUGUGGCGGCAGAAGAGCAACCGCGGCCUGUUCAUUGGCAUCUUUGGAUUUUGCCUUGGACUCUUUGGAAUUAUGUGCGGCAUGUUCUGGGAAGAUAUAUUCAAUUGGAUCAAGCAUAAGGAAAUGGCGCUCGCGCCCGACACACGUGUCUAUGAGAACUGGAAGACGCCACCGAUGGAGCUGCACCUGGACAUCUAUCUGUACAACUGGACCAAUCCCGAGGAGUUUGGCAAUCUGAGCAGCAAGCCCAUACUGCAGCAGCUCGGCCCAUAUCGCUUCAUCGAUAAGCCCGACAAGGUCAACAUCAGCUGGCAUCCGGCAAACAGCUCGGUUACCUAUCGCCGGCGCAGCUUCUACUAUUUCGAUGCGGCCGGCAGUGCGGGCAGUCUGGACGAUGAGAUCACCACGCUGAAUGCAGUGGCUCUGUCAGCGGCAGCCACGGCCAAGCAGUGGAACGCCGUGAAGCGGGGCAUGGUCGAUGUGGGCCUGAAGCUGUAUGGCCAGGAGAUGUCGGUGACGAAAACGGUCGAUGAGAUGCUCUUCACUGGCUACAGCGAUUCCAUGAUCGAUGUGGCCAUGGCCAUGCCCAUCUUCGGCGAUGAGGUGAAGGUGCCCUUCGACAAGUUUGGCUGGUUCUACACGCGCAACGGCAGCGCCGAUCUAACGGGCGUCUUCAACGUCUACACUGGCGCCGACAAUCUGGCCCAGCUGGGUCAGAUGCACUCCUGGAACUAUAAUACGCACACGGGCUUCUUUGAUUCAUAUUGCGGCAUGACCAAUGGCUCGGCCGGCGAGUUUCAGCCACAGCAGCUGCAACCCGGCGGCAGUGUUGGCCUCUUCACGCCGGACAUGUGCCGCACCCUGCCAUUGGACUAUGUGGAGACGGUGGAGAUCGAGGGGUUGCAGGGCUACAAGUUCUCUGGCGGCGAGCGCUCCGUUGACAAUGGCACACUUUAUCCCGAGAAUCUUUGCUUCUGUGGCGGAGAAUGCGUGCCCUCUGGUGUGAUGAACAUCAGUUCCUGUCGCUUCGGCUCACCUGUAUUCAUGUCCUAUCCGCAUUUCUACAAUGCCGAUCCGUACUAUGUGGAGCAGGUGGAGGGACUGCAGCCGGAUAAGGAGCAGCACGAGUUCUACAUGGUCGUGGAGCCGAGCACAGGCAUUCCGCUCGAGGUGGCGGCGCGUUUUCAGGUCAACAUGCUCGUCGAGCCCAUCGACGGUAUUCAAUUGUAUACAGACAUUCCACGCAUUUUCUUUCCACUCAUCUGGUUCGAGCAGAAGGUCACAAUUACACCCGAGCUGGCCGAUCAGCUCAAGCUGUUGCCCGUGCUGCUGUUGGCUGGCCAAAUCUUUGCCGGCAUCUGCCUGGCUGUCGGUCUCAUUCUGCUGCUCUGGAUGCCCAUGCAGCAGCUGCUCAGCUGGUGCCAGUCGCGUCAGUACGACGUGAAGACGCAGCAGAAGAGCAACGGCCAGUACAAGAGUCGCUCUCAGUUCUCCAGCGCCGAGGAGCUCAAGUCCAAGGCCUCCACGUUGGUGUGCGAGAAAAGUGCUGGAGAAUCACCAGACAGCUCACCGUUGCUCGAACGGGAUAUCAAGCCCGCCGUAGUGAUAACCAAGUCACAGACCGGUGACAAUGAAGUCACAGCCAUAAACAAGGGCACGGACAGCAAACAGGACUAAAGCAAUUCAACUGGAACAACUAGCCGUCCUAGUGCUUUAAAUAGUUUAUAGUCAAUUAGUUCAGGAAAAAAAAAAUUUA
Drosophila arizonae is the source of this 1918-nucleotide messenger RNA. It is a transcript of the gene santa-maria, whose product is annotated as scavenger receptor acting in neural tissue and majority of rhodopsin is absent. The record is from RefSeq and is a predicted model, not a curated record. Lineage: Eukaryota; Metazoa; Arthropoda; Insecta; Diptera; Drosophilidae. Gene Ontology annotation, molecular function: scavenger receptor activity. Gene Ontology annotation, cellular component: cytoplasm; membrane.